AUGGGAGCGUUCGCCCUCAUUGCUAUCCCGUUCCUUCCGAGUCGGCUCGACGUCUUCCCGUUCAGCGUUGGACAAGAAAUCCCGGAUGAAGUACAAGAUAGCGAUGUGAUCGCAUCCUCUCCGAUGUCAGCAUCAGGUCAAGGCUGCAGAACGCAGGCUUGCAGUCGCGAAGCCCGAUCUCUUCUAAACACAUUGAACAGCUCUUUCGACCCGUGCGACGACUUCUACCUGUAUGUCUGUUCUAACUGGAGAAAUCGCCACAGUGCAUAUUCUGAAGAAGCAAAGACUUCUGUCGAUGACGUUCUCUUGUUCCAAUACAGCGAUCUGGUUGGGAACAUCCUCCACAAUUCACACUCAGCAAUGCCAGCGGCCAAGCUAGUGUUCGAUACCUGUAUUCACCCGCCUAAGUCUCUGUUCCCAGCUAUGAGAGACAACCUUCUGUACCUGAUGCGUGUGCAGAACUGGCCGUACCUCCGCACGCACCUGUCAAAGAUAUCGCAAGAGGACGUAUCGGCCAGAAUCGGUGCGUUGUAUCGUUACCUGGGCCUGGACAGUCUCUUCCACUUUUCCGUACUCGAGGGUACAUCAAAUUCCGUGCCUGUCAUCGGCGAGCCCGACCUCCUCAUCGGCAACUUUCAAGGGCCACUCAGGUCGUACGAAUUUCUCACGACCGCAUUUACUUCGGUGAUGAAUUGGAUGAAUAAGUUCGCUGACACAGACGUCGCUUUGUUCGAAGUCGAACUUGCGAGGAGGAAGGUCCUCGCUAGUCAUUUGAACGAAUGCGUUUUGAAGCGGUGCAAAAGACAGAUGGCGACGGAUCUUCCCGCCAAUAAACUAGUCGUUUGGAAAACGAUCUUGGAACGAGCGUUUGAUGAACAAGUCAUGCUCAAGUCCAACGGAGAGGUGAGAGUAGCUAGCCUAGAUUACCUACUAAGUUUCAACGAUACUCCGACGCUGCCGAGGAAGUCCGACAUUUUAAACUACAUCGUAUUUCGUGUCGUGAUGGCUCUGUCACCUUUAAUACAUAACAACACGCUGCGUCGGGAGCUAGCAUCGUUGGCGUACGCCGCACACCCGCCGUUUGCUCCCUACCAGCCAGACGUUCACUACUGCGUUCGGUUCCUGGAUAGGUUUGAACCGUACGUGCCAAUGUUGCUCGCUUACGACGAGAGCGUGCUUUUAGUCGGCUACGAUACCCUUCAGGGACUCCUACUGAACGACCUGAAGAACGCAUUCAACGAAUUUCUUUCGAGCGAGAUUACCUUUUCUGGUACUUUCAAGAACGGCUUGCUCGAAAGACUGGCGAAGAUAAGUUGGGAACCUGUGGUGCCGCAGGCGCUCUUCAGCAAGGAGUUUCGCAAGAGAUACGUCGAUAAGAUGUACACUGGCAGUCCUGUUCGUCCCCUCAAUGAUUUUUAUUUCUCCUGGCUUCAAGAAGCUGUCAGAAAGAAACACGGAACGAGAACUGGUCGGCACCCUAUCACUGGCUGGAAGGGAGGGUUCCUGCGAGCUUUCCCGUCUCUGGAACCACCAUUCCGACAGAUGGAAAUACCUCUUCCUGUUUUUGACUUCAGGCUGCCAAAUGACGAAUCCGUCCGACGCUUGCACGUGCCUCGCGUGGCUACUCGCAUCUACCGAACCCUCUACCAGUUUGUUUACACGUGGGCGUACAACUUCUACCACAAAACGGCUGACUCAGACCCUGUCUCCACUCUAGAGAACGCAAGAGGCUGUCUGCGACUGGACUACGCGUUCCUGACGUCGCCCUUUUCUCAACUGACCCUAAAUGCGGAAGCUACAUCCCUGAUGGACCUAUUCGAUUACCUGGCAAUUCGGCCCGCUUUCGGGGCCUUCAUGCAGUUGUCCCUGAAUGGAAGUUUCUGGAUUCACGAGGCGCCACUAUUCAGCGCAGAGAAGUUGUUCUUCAUUUACUACGCCCUGGGAUACUGCGAAUACAAUAAUCCGAUGUACUUAGACAAGUCUAUGAGGCAAUCUCACGAGAGCCCCGCUUGGUAUAAGGUGAAUGGACCACUCCGGCAUUUCGAUGGCUUCGCGAAAGCUUUUAACUGUACCAAAGGAACGUUCAUGAAUCCGCUUCAUAAGUGUUUGUAG
Messenger RNA from Ornithodoros turicata, 2112 nucleotides. Its product is annotated as membrane metallo-endopeptidase-like 1. Lineage: Eukaryota; Metazoa; Arthropoda; Arachnida; Ixodida; Argasidae. The record is from RefSeq and is a predicted model, not a curated record. The transcript has a single exon. Gene Ontology annotation, cellular component: plasma membrane. Gene Ontology annotation, biological process: protein processing. Gene Ontology annotation, molecular function: metalloendopeptidase activity. Bases 1 to 2112 code for a protein of 703 amino acids.